UGAUAACGGAAAACCGUUCUAAAGCUAUUAAACGGAUAUGAAUAAAGUAUUAUAAACAUCAUAAAAAAUGGAUUCACCUCCUUCAAGUUCUACCUGGUCGGAGGCAGCAUUUAUGUUAAGUGAUGAUAGUGGUUUACUUCUUACAAGUGGUUCUGUCUCCAGCGGAAGUGUUAGCGGCGAAAGCCGUAGUGGCCGAUACAAAUUGAAUAUGGAGUUAUUGGAGAGCGACGGUGAAGAUAAAUCGUUAUCUCAAGCCGAUUCAUUAGAUGGAAUGUCUGAUGGUAUGUGUGGAGAAAAUUUUAAUACAUUAAAAAAAGGCCCGACUACAAAUUGGUGUGAAAUGUUACUAUCACCAAAAAUAAUGGCAUCCAUUGAUCCACCACCUGAGUUUCAAGAUGAUCCGAUACCAGUUGGAAAAUUACAUUGUUCAUUACCCAUAUGGCUGGAUAAACUUGCAAAUCAUUUAAUGAAAUCAGUAUUAGAAGAUGCUUUAGCAAUAUGUUGUAAAAUAACGUGGUCAAUACAAUGUUCACAAGAUUGUCAUGCAAUAGUUACAGAGCAUCGACCACGCUAUCAUAAUAUGAUGGUACCACGUUUAUGUUGGACACCAGAAUUAUUCCCAUAUAGUCCAUGUCAUGCAAAUCGACCGAAUUCACGUAAUUCGUUAACCCCGUCCCGUUUAUCUAGUUCACAUAAUUCAUUAAAUUUAACAUCGAGUAAUCGUGUGGAUGACUCAAAUUUUAUCACUCAAGCUGUAUCACAUGAUGCGUUGUUAAGUGGUGGAGGUCAAAUCAGCGAUAUAUAUAAUGUUCCAUUCGAUAGUGAUAUAUAUGCAAUGCCUAUUGAUAUGGUACGACCGAGGACACCGCCACGAAGACGUGAUAAACAAUUUAAAUAUCAACGUAGAAGACGUCGGAAUGUAUCUGCCGGUUCACAAUUUGAACUUGCAUGGCAUGUAGCACAAGUUACACAAUUUACUGGGAAACCACGUGCUAUAUCACAUGUUAUUAAAUCGCAAGCAUUAUUGUCCGAUGUAUGUAGUAAUGGUAAAAGACACAGUGUACCAGGCACAGCAGUACCACAACCAGAGACUGAACCAAUACAUAUGACGCUACAAGAAGUGCGACAAUAUUUACAAACAUUAUAUUCAAGUUCAAGUGAUUCAUCAGAUAAUAAAAAUCAUAAAUCAACAAUAGAUAAUACAAAUAAAUUUGAAAAUAAUGUAUCCAUCAUAUUAAAUGGUGAAUCAACAAAUAAUAAUACAUCAACAACAAAAUAUGGACAUAAUAACUUAUCAAAUAAUAAUAAUAAUCGUAGAAAAAAUAAUAAGAAAAAUACAUUUGUUAUAAAUAUGAAAAAUAAAACUAAAAUAAAAGAUAGUAAUAAUAACAAUAAUAAUGAGAAUAGUAUUAGUAGUCAUAAUAAACAAGAUAAAAGAAAAAAAUCACCAGCUAGAACAUUCUCAUCAAAUUUAAAGCAUACAAUAUGUAAUUUCUUUAGAUUUCGUAAGAUAUCAUCAUCAUCAUCAUCACCAGAACAUAUUAAACGUGAAAUUGUUGUUGUGGAUGAGGAUGAUGAAAAUAAUUGUGAUAGUAAAAAAGUAAUACCUGUACAAAAGAGAGCUUUACCACCGUUACCAUCAUCAAAUAAUGAGCAAGAUAUUAAUGAUGAUGCUGCUGAAUUAAGUAUGGAUUUUGCUACAAAUAUAGAAAAAGUAAAAAAUUACGGAUGGUAUUGGGGUCCCAUAUCAGCAGAAGCUGCUGAAAAAAUAUUAUCAAAUGAACCGGAAGGUUCUUUUAUAGUACGUGAUAGCAGUGAUGAUCAUUACAUAUUCUCAUUAUCAUUUAAAUUAAACGGCUGUGUUCGACAUGUUCGUAUAGAAAAUUAUCAAGGUAAUUUUAGUUUUGGAAGUUGUACGAAGUUUAAAUCACACACAAUAGUUGAAUUUAUUGAAAAUGCGGUUGAGCAUUCAAGGAGUGGCCGAUAUUUAUUCUUUUUACAUAGAAGGCCAGUACUUGGUCCAAUGCGGGUACAACUUUUACAUCCCGUAUCACGGUUUAAACAAGUCCAAAGUUUGCAACAUAUGUGCAGAUUUGUGAUAUUAAAAUUAGUAAGGCGAGAUUUAGUAGGAGAAUUACCAUUACCAAGAAGAAUUAUCGAUUAUUUAAGAAUGAAACAUUAUUAUUCAGAAUUAUUAUCCGAAUCUGAAGAGUCAGAAGGGAGUGGUACUGGAGCCGAUUAUAAAAGAACGACUACAGCAACAUCAACACCUCAACAAGGUUAUUCAUGAGUGAGAAUUUGGUCAUAAUGUAAAUGAGAUUAUUGUGAUUCACAACACACUCAGCAUUCACUAAUAUGUGUGCUAAACUCAAAAAAUAAGUAACAUUUUAUAUUAACCUAACAAAAAAAAUACCUGAACGUUGCUUUAAGCAAUUUUGUUGCACAUCGUGAAACAUUUUUAUUAUUAUUUUGGUGAUUUAUAUACGAUUUCAAUAUAAAACCUUUUUUCCCGUAGAUGAAAAAAAAUUUUUUAUAUACAAUUUUGUAAUAUAUUCAUUAAAAAUGUCUUCGAGGGUAUUUUAAGUCGCAAGGACUGCGAAAAGAACAAAUUUUAAAUAUCUAAGACGCAGGAUCAUAUCUCAUGUAGGUGUUUGAGAUAAUUUUUAAACGGGGAAAAAAUGGGAUAAAUGUAAGUUUUAUUAAUAAAUCUUGCUAUUACAUUUGGGAUUAAUUUGUCUCUAUUUAUUGUAAUAUGUUAAAAAUCCACAAAAUCAAAGGCAAUACACUGUCACAAAGGUAUCGGAAAUUAUUAAAAUACACAAUUUUUGUUCACUCAUCAACCUCCAUUUUCUUUCCUUGUAAUUAGAACCCAUUUGAUGAAACAUAUUUACACGUAAGUGAUUUCGGCCUACUUAAAACAAGUACA
This is a messenger RNA of Chrysoperla carnea, 2926 nucleotides long. RefSeq lists its product as uncharacterized. Gene Ontology annotation, cellular component: phosphatidylinositol 3-kinase complex. Lineage: Eukaryota; Metazoa; Arthropoda; Insecta; Neuroptera; Chrysopidae. The record is from RefSeq and is a predicted model, not a curated record. Gene Ontology annotation, biological process: phosphatidylinositol phosphate biosynthetic process; intracellular signal transduction. The coding region runs from base 68 to 2290 and encodes 740 amino acids. The transcript has 8 exons. Gene Ontology annotation, molecular function: 1-phosphatidylinositol-3-kinase regulator activity.